Molecule: messenger RNA, 1217 nt
Organism: Dunckerocampus dactyliophorus (ringed pipefish)
Lineage: Eukaryota; Metazoa; Chordata; Actinopteri; Syngnathiformes; Syngnathidae
Gene: mrrf
Product: mitochondrial ribosome recycling factor
Exons: 8
Coding region: 220-972 (250 amino acids)
Biological process (GO): translation
Cellular component (GO): mitochondrion
Molecular function (GO): ribosomal large subunit binding
Source: RefSeq, a predicted model, not a curated record
CGAGUGAAGAUGACGAAACGCAUGUCAAGUAUAGCUUCUCCGUAAGCAUGCUCCUGUAAAUAAAUAAAACGAGCUCCGUCAGCGUCCCACAUCACAGACCUGCUCUGCCACGGCGGGUGGGAUCGUAUCAGCUUGCUGCUGCCCUGCCUUCAAAGCCUGUCAGGGAUCUGUCUGGCCCGGUUUUGGCACAUAUUUGGAUAUCUGUUGAUCACUGGAGCCAUGGCGGCGAACGGUCUGAUCCGACUGCGUCCGCUGCUGUGCCAGUCUGUGGUGCGAGCGCUCAGGUGUCCCCCCGUGGCCUCCGCCAGGGUCGGCACCCCCUGCCACCCUUCCGCGUGCGCACGACUCUAUGCCACCAAGAAGGCGAAAGCCAAGGCCAAGGGGCAGUCAGCAAAGGUGAACAUUAGCGCUGCCCUGGUGGAAGACAUCAUCAGCCUGGGUGACGUGAAGGAGGACAUGACUGCCGUUCUCAGUGCGCUUAAAGACGACUUCACGCGCAACCUCAGCAUCCGAACCUCACCAGGGGCUCUGGACCACAUUGUGGUGUCAACCCAAGACGGGAAGUUCCCCCUCAACCAGCUGGGUCAGGUCUCCAUGAAAUCCCCUCAGAUCAUUCUGGUCAACAUGAGCAGCUUCCCCGAGGCUACAACGGCGGCCGCCCGUGCCCUGAGAGAGAGUAGCAUGAACCUCAACCCUGAGGUGGACGGGACAAUCAUCAAGGUGCCCGUUCCUAAGGUGACGCGUGAGCACAGAGAGAACCUCGCCAAGACGGCUAAGCAGUUCAGCAACAAGGCCAAAGACGCUCUGAGGAGAGUGCGCUCCAACGCGGUGGUGCAGGUGAAGAAGGCCAAGGAGGGGCACUCGGAGGACACGAUACGUCUCGUGGAGAAACAGAUUCAGCGGAUGGCGGACGACGUGUCGGCAGACAUCGACAAACAUCUGGCAGUGAAGACCAAGGAGCUGUUAGGGUGAAAACCACACACACGGGCCAACGGAAUCAUCCUCAUCAUGUUGAUAUUAACAGCUCUUCCACAAUACGUGUCUGAAAACACACGUUGUGGUUGGACAGCAGCAAUGUGCGUGGUUCUCCACCAUCGCCAUCUACUGGCCUGGCGUGCACAUUACAGUGUUGUUUGUCUAAAAAACACACACACACACACACACAAAGAAAGAAAUAGCUAGCACUCUUCCUGUCUUCAAAUAAAUACAGCUCUUGG